Salvelinus sp. IW2-2015 is the source of this 1574-nucleotide messenger RNA. Its product is annotated as acidic leucine-rich nuclear phosphoprotein 32 family member E. Gene Ontology annotation, cellular component: nucleus. Gene Ontology annotation, biological process: regulation of apoptotic process. Lineage: Eukaryota; Metazoa; Chordata; Actinopteri; Salmoniformes; Salmonidae. The record is from RefSeq and is a predicted model, not a curated record. Gene Ontology annotation, molecular function: histone binding; phosphatase inhibitor activity.
GUUUGAAAGAAGAUAUUGACGUUCGCAUUGACCCAUCUAAAGCUACUGCGCGCGCAAUCACAACCAAUCACCUCCGGCGGCUUAUGUUGAUCGGCAUGAUCUGUUUGAUUGGUGUGUCGAUCAUCCGAUUAAAAUUAGGGAAGACAAGACUGGCCUAUCAAGAACUCCACAGGGCGGGAUUUGAUAGAGGGGGCUGUGUGCGAAGUAUCAUGGAGGAUCAGUAAGAGAACUGUGGCCAUCCAAGAAAGCUGAGCUGUGGGUCCAAGCACUGGAGUUUCAGAAAAUUUGAUUGGCAUUUUUUUUACGUUAACAUAGUGUUUUAUAUUUUAUUAAUAAUGGAGAUGAAGAAGAGGAUCAGUUUAGAAUUGAGGAAUAGGACACCAGCGGAGGUGGAAGAACUGGUGGUGGAUAAUUGCCGCACCAGUGAUGGUGAAGUAGAGGGCCUGACGGAUGAUUUCAAGGAGCUGGAAUUCCUCAGCAUGGUCAACGUUGGACUCACCUCCCUGGCCAAAAUACCCUCACUACCCAAACUGCGCAAGUUGGAGCUGAGUGACAACAACAUCUCAGGUCAUUUGGAGACACUUUCAGAGAAGUGCCCCAACCUGACGUAUCUAAACCUGAGUGGCAACAAGAUCAAGGGGCUGAACAACGUUGAGGCCCUGCAAAAUCUGAAGAACCUGAAGAGCCUGGACCUGUUUAACUGUGAGAUCACCACACUGGAGGAGUACCGUGAGAGCAUCUUUGAGCUGCUGCCUCAGGUCACCUACCUGGACGGCUUCGACCAGGAGGACAACGAGGCCCCUGACUCAGAGGCAGACGACGAUGGUGAGCAUGGCUACCACAUGGUGGGGUUGGUGAUAUUUCAGCCUAACUUUCUUGAACAAAAUACUUCUUCAUUCAUAGAUGAUGAUGAGGGGGAGGACGGAGCCGGGCCCACAGGGGACUAUGAUGAUGAAGAUGAGGAUGAGGAGGGCUCGGAAGGAGGAGAGGUUGGGCUCUCCUACCUGAUGAAGGAAAAGAUCCAGGAUGAAGAAGAUGAUGACGACUACGCAGAGGAGGAGGAAGAAGAGGAGAAGGCAGGAGUCAAAGGGGAGAAGAGGAAGAGGGAUGCUGAGGACGAAGGGGAGGAGGAUGAUGAUGACGACGACUAGGCUUGUCUUUUCCCUGCGAACCUCUGGAUCCAGAUCCAAGUAGAACAAUAACCACAAAAAAAGUGUGAUCUUGCAGAUUGUUUCUCUUUGUAUACCAUAGAUAUCACUGUAGAGGCUGUUUCUUUUAUAUAUAAAUAUAUAUAUGAGAMACUAUACGAAAAGGAGAUUUUAUCGACAAAUAAUUUGUUCAUCAUUCUAAGUUAAAUUACCACUCCAAAAAUCUCGUCAAUAUGCAGGCAGGUUAAAAUAAAUGGAUGUAGGGGAGUGGGUGGGGCUGGAUUUAUGUUAUGGGCUAAUUUAAGAAGGGCUGUCGCUACAAUGACCAGCCAUCCGCACAACAGAAGUGGCCCGCGCUGUCCCUCGUUGACAUCAGUGUUCAACAAACCUCCAGUGAUGUUCCAAGACCCAUGACAGGCCCGGCAG